Molecule: messenger RNA, 1683 nt
Organism: Drosophila subobscura
Lineage: Eukaryota; Metazoa; Arthropoda; Insecta; Diptera; Drosophilidae
Gene: Gr68a
Product: gustatory receptor 68a
Exons: 1
Coding region: 65-1237 (390 amino acids)
Biological process (GO): sensory perception of taste
Cellular component (GO): dendrite; neuronal cell body; axon
Source: RefSeq, a predicted model, not a curated record
AGUUCCUGCGUCUGAGGACACACAUUUUGUGUGGCUUUCGGCAGACAAACUACAAACGGAGAGAAUGAAAAUCCUGCGGGACAUCCGAGCAAUGAUUUGGCCCACUCAGGUGUGCGCGCUGCUGCCCUUCUUCAGCGGCGAGGAGCAUGAGGAGAAUUUUCGCUUGAGCAAAUGGGGCAGAUGGUAUGGCAGAGUGAUUGCUGCCUUGCUGCUGGUUAGUUCGGCGCUGCUGUGCCAGGAUGUGCUGUUUGCCUCGCUGGAGUACAAGCUGGUGGCCAGCUCGCUGGGCGACACCGAGGAGAUCAAUCGCACCAUCGAGACGCUCUUCUGCAUCUGCAGCUACACGAUGAUGGUGCUCUCCAGCGUGCACAAUGGCUCGAAGCACUGGAGCACGCUGCGGGACAUUGCGCGGAUCGACGAGUAUCUGGAGGUGAAUGGCUUCAGGGAGAGCUACAGCUGCCGCCUGCUGGGCGCCCUGGUGGCUGCCACCUCCACGAGCGUGGUGCUGGUGGCCUUCUACUACGUUCACUUUCUCAGCGGCAUCGGCAGUCGUCGGCAGUGGAUCCUCAUGCUGGUCUACAGCCUGCAGAUGCUCUACUCCGGUGUGUUUGCCGUCUAUCUGCGCACCAUCCUCAAGAAUCUGGCACUGCGCAUCGAGUUUCUGAACCGACGGCUGGAUGAGUUCACGCGGCAGGAGAGACGCAGCAGGCGGAACGACCGCGAGAACUGGCGGGAGCUGAGCAACCUGAUUGAAGUCUUCUGCAAGUUCCGCUACAUCACGGAGAACAUGAACUGUGUGGCCGGAGUGGGUUUGCUCUUCUACUUCGGCUUCUCCUUCUACACGGUCACCAACCAGAGCUACUUGGCCUUCUCCACGCUCACCGCCCAGCAGUCGGCGGACAUGGCCGACACCAUGGGCCUGUCCUGUGCCUGGGUGCUGGCCGAGACUGUCACCAUGGCCGUCAUUUGCAGCUCGUGCGAUUGUCUGGCCUCGGAGGCCAAUACCACUUCCCAGAUCCUGGCACGUGUCUACGGCAAGAGCAAGGAGUUCCAGAACAUCAUCGACAAGUUCCUCACCAAAAGCAUCAAGCAGGAUGUGCAGUUUACGGCCUACGGCUUCUUCGCCAUCGACAAUUCAACGCUUUUUAAGAUCUUCUCGGCUGUGACAACUUAUCUCGUGAUUUUGAUACAAUUCAAGCAGCUGGAGGACUCCAAAGUGGAGGAAGUUGAGGUGUGAAUAAUGCCACGAAAUUGCAUUUUUUUCGACAUUUUUCUGAGCACAAAUAAAAAAUUGAAUUCUGCAAUGCAAAAUGUUAUUUUUGUAGCCAAAUUCUAGGGGAUUAUAUAGGAAGAAACAGGAGUAUUUCCAUGGCUUCUCUCCGAAACAUUUCUCACCCGAUUUACGUGCUUGAAAAUCAAUAAAAAUAAAGGAACAGAAAAGAAGGCUGCAAUUUCUGCCAGCUGUGGGCAUGGGACCAAAACAAACAUUGCAAUGCGUGUGGGAACUCGUGAAAUCAUGGUGUCGUCUCCUGAGUACCAGUAGAAGCUGAAGCUGAGUUUACCAAAGGGCGUGCCAGUUGCAACUUAAACGCAUCAUUAAACUUUUGUCAGGAGUUGCAGUGCAGGAGCAGGAGCAGGAGCAGGCAACCUCAAGGCAGAGAGAGAGAGAGGGAGAGUCACUCG